GCUCGCGUGUCGCGGGGGAGGAGCCAGGCAGCAGCGACACUACUGACACGUACGAAUCCUGCGUAAGAUUUAAGGAGGAAGUUACAUAUUUUCCUUAAAUUGAACGUCGAUACGGCUUCUUCGACUCAGACUUGAUGUAGUUGACCUGUCCCGGGACCCAGAGGCCUGUUUGGACGCGUUUUGGAAGCGACGCGCGGACUGUCGGGACAGAGGAGCCGAAGCAACAAGAUGAGAUUCUCAGGGUUUAUUUCUGUCCUGCGCUCGGUCGGCCCGGUAGUGAUUGGUAUUUCUUUAGGGUUCACGUUGAGUUUACUGAGUGUAAACUGGACGGAAGAAGCGUGUUACCUAGACGCUAAGGAGGGUGAGGAUGUGACUGUGGGUCAUGACGCGCAGCUCAAAGGAGCCCGAAAGCCCAACUCUAUCUCGACUGUCAACGAUGUGGAGUCCGAAGAGGAUUUUGAGCCAAGAAUAGUCCCGUAUAAACAAGUCCAACAGAGUCCCCCAAAGAAAGUGUUCAGGGCUAAAUACAUAAGCACAGAGCUGGGGAUGCGAGAGCGUCUGUUCGUCGGGGUCCUGACAUCCAGAAGCACCAUAAACACUCUUGGCGUAGCUGUCAAUCGCACCAUCAGCCACCACCUGGACACUGUGAUAUUCUUCACCGGCAUGCGCAACCGCAAAGUCCCUCACGGCAUGUUCGUCGUCUCUCACGGAGACGAGAGGCUGGUCUGGAACAUGUUUCAGAAUAUCAAAUACAUCUUGGACCAUUACAUCAAUGAAUACGACUGGUUUUACUUUGUCCAAGAUGACGCCUACACGGAAGCGGACCGGAUCAAAGCCCUGGUGGAUCACCUGAGUACGGAUCGAGAGCUUUACAUGGGCAGUCCUGAGGAGUUCAUAGGUGGAGAGAUGGAAGGGAAGUACUGCUACGGAGGGUUCGGGUACAUCCUGUCUCGUACCUUGCUCCUCCGACUCCAGCCCUACCUGGAAAACUGUCGGAACGACAUCCUGAGCGCGAGGCCCGACGAGUGGCUCGGAAGAUGCAUCAUUGACUACACGAACACAAACUGCGUCAGUGAAAAUCAGGGACUUCAGUACAACCAUUAUGAGUUGGGAAAAAACUCUGAUCCGAGUAAAGAACAAAGUGAACAGCUGAAGAAAGCGCUGACUGUCCAUCCAGUGUCUGACCCUGAACAGAUGUACAAGCUGCACAGGUACUUCACUGAGAUUGAACUCCAGAAGACUUACGAUGAGAUUGCUGAACUGCAGGCAGAAAUAAAAAACGUGAGCGUGGUCGCGUUUGACGGCAACCGAAGCGCCCAAUGGCCCGUUGGGAUCAAUCCUCCUUUUGAACCCAAAUCUCGGUUUGAAGUUCUGAAGUGGGAAUACUUUACAGAAGAGGAGAUUUAUUCAUGCGUCGAUGGCUCUCCAAAGUGUGAACUGCAGGGUAUUGACCGCAUGGACGUGGCGGACGUCAUUGAGGUGGCCAUGGUAGAGCUGAACAAGAAGUACAAGCCUGUCCUCCACCUGAAGAAGCAGCAGCUGAUUAACGGGUACAGGCGCUUCGACCCCGUCAGGGGCAUGGAGUACACCUUGGAUCUUCAGCUGGAGGCUGUGAACCAAAAAGGUCACAGCCGGUCAAUCACCAAGCGAGUUCACCUGGUGCGACCUCUGAGUCGGAUUGAGAUCAUCCCCAUGCCUUAUGUCACCGAAGCGACUAGGAUUCACAUCAUUAUACCUCUGACUCUGCAGGACCGAAGCUAUGUUGACCAUUUCCUCGAAGUCUUUGCCUCGAAUGCCUUUGAGACCAGUGAAAAUGCCAUCUUAACGUUCUUGUUUAUUUAUGACCCAGUGGAGGCACAGCAGGUGAACCAGAAUGAUAUAUUUGCCGGUGUGAAGGCACAGAUAAACACGUACGAACGCAAAUACCCAACGGUAAAAAUCCCGUGGAUAAGUGUCAAGACGGAAGUGCCAUCUCAGAUCAAAUUCAUGGACAUCAUCUCGAAGAAGCACCCGGUUGACUCGCUGUUCUUCUUGGCCAACGUCAACUCAAAUGUCAAUUCGGAAUUUCUGAACCGCUGCCGCAUGAAUUCCAUAAACAACUGGCAGGUGUUCUUCCCCAUUCACUUCCAGGACUUCAACCCUGACGUGGCCUAUCCCAACCAGCAGCAUCCCGCCACAGUCGAUCUGAUCAAGGACGCGGGCCAUUUCGACCCCAGGUCAUUUGAAGAAGCGUGUUUUUACAACUCUGACUACAUGACGACACGCACUCGAAUGGUGGCAGACGUCCAAGAGAAUGAGGAGAUUCUAGAGACCCUGGACAUCUUCAACAUGUUCUUAAAGUUUUCGGGCCUGCACGUAUUCAGGGCGGUGGAGCCGGCGUUGCACCAGCAGUACAGCUACCAAGCCUGCAACCCGCGGCUAAGUGAAGACAUCUACCACAGAUGUGUGCAGAGCAACUUGGAAGGUCUGGGUUCUCGCUCCCAGCUCGCCAUGCUGCUGUUUGAGCAAGAACAAGGAAACAGCACCUGAGAACACCAGAGAACUCCUGCUCGUCUUUAAAUGGCAGUUAAAAGCUGUGUGUUUAUUGUACUAGAGUUUGGGACAACCCGUGUCUGGGGGAAGUAUCUCAGUGUGACUCAAAGAUCGUCUGGGUUGUUCAGAGUUUUUAGCUAGUUUGGAAAAAAAAUGAAUGCAGUACAUUCCCAAUGAAACCUCUCCAUAAAUGUUUACAAUACUUGUUGGUACAGAUGAGUUGCUUGAACCAAAUGUUUUCGCUACUCUGAUGAUUCUGAAAGCGACGUUAAGUAAUCUCUGACUACUUGGUGGCAGAAACUCCCAGCAGCAGAGCCUGGACUUAGUGCUGGCUUAUCCAGUUAUGUUUUAAGGUGUCAACUACACAUCCAGCAGACACACGGCUGCAUAGCAUGAGAGGUACGAGCAGCAACGCGUUCACAUAUCGAGAAUUAAUGUUAAUAUCAAAGAUAUUGUUUAAUGAAUGUAUAGCUCUUGUGGGUAUACAAUAGAAUGUUGCACCAAAGGUUGUGUGCUUUUGAUAUUUACUAAUUUGAGUUUUUACAAAAGCGCAUCUUUACUGUAUGUGCCUUGACACUGACUUGUCAUAUGCUGACUGUUUUUAAAUGAUCUUUAUGUUUUGCAGUUCACCCCUUCAGGUGAUGCACAUUUUUCAUUCGUACCUAAAAGAUGAAUAAUAGUUCUGAACAGGUGGGAGGUAUCAGCUUUCACUGUGGAUAAAGUAAUGUUACACAGCUGGGAGAACUGAAUGGGUAGUCGGUCAACCUACAAUUUUAUUUAAAGGUGUCUCGGAAAUAUCAAGAUCCCGACCAUCCGCAGGUUGUGUACGUGCCUCAAAGCAGGGAGGGACUUGGUCGAGAGUGUCUUCAGAGGUCAUAGAUGCAGACUAGUGUAUUCCAGCAGUCUGCACACGACUUCAAGUUUUCUCCAUGAAACCUUUUGAUGUUGCAAGAAAAUUCACAUGCAGGGAGACAAAGGAGAAUUUAUGAAUAAUGGGGGGAAAGAAAUCACCUUGGUAAAUGUCUGCAGUGAUUGCCCGGGUGAGUCCUCAUAAAACAGGAUUUAAUUAGUUUAGAAAUGAUGGAAAUUUAAGAAUGUAUGAAACAUCAAGAAUAGCAGGCGGUUUUAAUACUAAGAUGUUUAAAUGUUCCAAAGUAUUUUUGGGGACUGUAUUGCUAAAGUUUUUGUAAGUUAUUGAAUGGUGAGCUCAGCUUUAGAAAUGGUGGCUUAACCCAGUUGCAGUGCAGUCCAAUGGGAGGCCUUUUUCUACUUUACUGAGUGGUGGCGGUAGCUGUACUGGACACAAGAAAGAUGUUAGUAUGUUUAUAAUGUGCAAUAUUACAGAUAACACAACUGUCUUGAUGUCUGAUGGAGGGCAAAGACAUUUGCUGUAAGUAGAGCAGUGCGUUUACCACAAUACUGUUCACGACAUUACAUAAAGUUAGACUGCUUUCCGUUCAAUGUUAAGUAAAUACACUGUAAUUGACAAGACCUUUUAAUGUAUUUUACUGACACUAGACACUUUUCAUCAAAUUUACUUUGAAAUACGUCAAAUUAAGGCAUUUUAUUUAACUUUAAUUGAAUGCAAACUUACUUAUUGGAAGUGGUGAUCCUCGACACCGUUUGCUGUAUUUUCUGCCAUGUGACCAAAGACCACGGAGGUCAUUUCUUUUAUAACGCAUCUCUUUCUUGACGAGAGCAGAACGAGUACGACACUAAUGCUGUGCGCAAAUUGGAAACUGAAUCUUCCAAAAACCACUGUGAAAGAUGAAGGGCUUAGAUUACAAUAUGAAGUUAUUGUGGUUGAUCUGCGUCGUGUCUGCCUUCUGUGGACGUGGCAGAUUAAUCACCUUGUGUUGUUAAAACAGCCACCGUCGAGGGGCACGUCUCAAGUAUUUUGUUCAUAACUUUUUCAUUUGUCAUUUCUCUAUGAAUUAUGCAGAUUCUGAAGACUUCCGCACUAACAGAGGCUUUCAUGACAUUCUCUGUAUAUAAAUAUUUUAUAGAUUCUAUUUUUAAGCCUUUUGUAGCUUUAUGUACACAAGCAAUUGAUACUUUAUUUUUGGUGACAAACAUAUACUGUAUCCUAAUUUGUGCUUUGAAAAUCAUGUCAUUUGACCAUGAAUUUAAUAAUAUGCUUUUGUUACACUCCCUUUCAAUCAAGUAAAUUAUUUUUUAAAAAAGCGGGCAAAUACAUCGAUUUUGUUUUUUUUUCCGAUUUCCAUUGAUGUUUGGAUUGGUUUACAUUAUUUUAUGCAUAUCGGUACGAGUAUAACCAAAGCAAUACGUUUUAAUUAGUACUCAUCACAUUUAAUUGUGUGCUGUAAUUUCUAAUGAACUGUGAAUUAUUGUAAUUUUUAAAUAAAGGGUAUUUGAAUAUACACAUUUCCUCUUUUUCUUGCGUUUAUUUUAUUUUUUGGAGGGGGAAAAUAGUAUUCAUAAGUGCAGUUUGUCCUUUAGGUGUCAGCAAAAGAGCGCGUUUACUGUCGGCAGCACAGGUCCUCGACCAGGACUGGCUGCCAGUCGCUGAGGUGAGCAGCGUUACUGAACAACAUUUAGAGAUUUCUAACACAAACACGAUUGCUUUUCUCAUUCAUGUUCACAGUGUGUGCUCAGUAGGACUGCAGUGAACAUUCUUGCCCAUGUCAGAAAUGAGGUAUUCCUGAUGUCUGGGUUGGGUAAAAACGGGAAAAUUUUGCAACCUUAAUAACAGCUUUAGUUAUUUCAAGGGUCCGUAUGCACUACCCUGAGGCAUGCUGUAAAACCACAUAACUACAGAGCAGCUGGGAGUUAAUUGUAAGUCAUUAUUUUGUACUUCGUUUUACGUUCGAUCCCAGGACUUUCUCCUCCCACAUGGGGACACGGUGGUUUCAAGUCCCCUAGAAACAAGAAGUUUUCCGUUUUCACAACAAUUUGGGUUCCCCUGGAGGGUAUUUUAAGAAGCAGAAUUACACAAAUUGCUAGACAUUAAGAAGAAUGAUCAAGGAAACGCAUCACUUAUCUGAACUAGACAAUUACACUUUUUCAAAGGCGUCCCAUAUCCCCCCCCCCCAAAAGAAACCUACCACUGAAAUGCCUUCAAUCUUUUUGUAACCUUGUAUUUCUUUUCAUAGCAAUGGUGGAAAGGCUUUAAAGUGAGUGGUAAAAUUGAAAUGCAUGUCGAGUGUGUGAAGAAUAAAUACACAAUGUGAAAUUGAAUUGGGCUUUGGAUUUAGGAGGCACUGGUUUUACCAAUCUAAACUUUAAUAGUUAUCGUAUUUACCAUAUUUAACAUUUAUAAAAUGUGUUUUAACAGAGGAAAUAAUCAC
Messenger RNA from Anarrhichthys ocellatus (wolf-eel), 5840 nucleotides. It is a transcript of the gene chpfa, whose product is annotated as chondroitin polymerizing factor a. The transcript has 4 exons. The record is from RefSeq and is a predicted model, not a curated record. Gene Ontology annotation, cellular component: Golgi cisterna membrane. NCBI's taxonomy places the organism in Eukaryota, Metazoa, Chordata, Actinopteri, Perciformes, Anarhichadidae. Gene Ontology annotation, molecular function: glucuronosyl-N-acetylgalactosaminyl-proteoglycan 4-beta-N-acetylgalactosaminyltransferase activity. The coding region runs from base 229 to 2529 and encodes 766 amino acids.